CAGCGGUGGUUGUGCUGCGUACUACGUGCCGUUAGUGUUCUCACCCAUUGUAUGCUCUCAACAACGUUGCAAAGGAUCGCGUGACUUUUUUUGUUGAUUUUCACGAAAUUUUUCAAGCGAAUCUUUGUAUAAGAUUUGAAAAAAAAAAAAAAAGACGAAUUACGAUGGCGUCGAACGUGGUCAAUUUUUACAAUGGCAAAACAGUAUUUAUCACCGGCGGAACUGGCUUUCUCGGCAUUUGUCUGAUCGAAAAACUACUGAGGUCCUUUCCGGAUUUGAAAAAUAUAUAUUUAUUGAUACGACCGAAAAAGGGGAAGCAGAUAGAGGAAAGAUUGGAGGAACUUAAGGAGAAUUCGGUAUUCAAUAGGCUGAAAGAAGAAAAUAAGACAGAUUUAUUUAAAAAACUGAUUCCUGUAGCUGGUGAUGUUGGACAGGAAAAUUUGGGACUAUCAUCUGCAGACAGAUUAACACUUGUAGAAGAUGUUCAAAUUGUUUUACAUUCAGCAGCAACAUUAGACUUUGAAGCAGAUUUAAAAUCUACCACAAAUAUUAAUUUAUUGGGUACACGCAGAGUUGUACAGCUUUGUCAGGAAAUAAGAGAUCUCAAGGCAUUGGUACAUGUUUCCAGUGCAUUUGUUAAUGCAGUGUUAACUGAAGCAGAAGAACGUGUAUAUCCAACACCAUUUGAUGUGAAUGAAUUACUGAUAAUAGUGGAAAAGUUGGAUGAUGCUACUUUAGAAGCAGAGACACCAAAUAUAUUAAAGGAUCAUCCAAAUUCAUAUACAUUUACAAAGCAUUUGGCUGAGCAUGAAGUUAAAAAUGGCAAAAUUCCUGCAGUUAUUGUUCGUCCUUCAAUGAUAACUGGAGCAUGGAAGGAGCCAGUAGAAGGAUGGACAAUAUCAAAGAAUGGACCACAAGGAUUUUUAAUGGGAGCUAGUAAGGGUGUUGUAAGAAGAUUACCAGUUGCAAAGCAGCUAAUUUAUGAUUAUAUUCCAGUAGAUAUUGUUGUAAAUAAUCUUAUUACUGCAGCCUAUGCUGUCAAUCAAGACAGUGGGAAAGAAUUGAAAGUAUUCCAUUGUACAUCUAGUACAUGUAACCCAUUCAGGUGGCUCUCUGUGGAGUCAAACAUUAAUCGUUAUUUACACAAAUAUCCGUUGCGAAGUGCUGUUUGGUAUCCACACCUUAAAUUGGUAUCCUCAAUAUUCUUAUUCAAACUCUCUGCAAUUUUUGUGCACUUAAUUCCGGCAUAUAUUUUGGACACAGUAACUAAAGUAGCAGGAGGACGACCAGUCUUGGUACGAUUGCACACGAACGUUAACAACUCGCUGGAUCGUUUGAAAAGAUUUAUCUUUACCGAAUGGAAGUUUCAUAAUCCUCGCAUGAUUGAGUUACACGAGUCGCUAUCAGAGAUUGAUAAAGAGCUUUUCAAUUUAGAUAUUAAGUCAUUGGUAUGGGAGGACUACUUCGUUGAUUUAACACAAGGAGUCAGAACGUAUCUGCACAAAGAAUCACCAAAAACAUUGGAAAAAGCUCGUUCCAAAGAUAAAGUAUUAAUGGUUGCUCACUUGGGUUUGCAAGCCGCAUUAUUAGGUUUGGUUUGGUGGUUGAUUAAAAUCGUAUUUGCCAGCACUUGGACCAAAACUGUUUUGGUCGUUCCAAUUACGUAUCUUCUUUUCGAUCAGUUAUAAAUUAUAUACGUAGUUCUAAUCAAACCACAUUUCACAUAUACUUCUACAAUACAUUUCACAAACUGUACUUCAUAAUUCCGUGUUACUUCGAACGCACCAGAAUGUUUGGACAAGGAUAUC
This is a messenger RNA of Habropoda laboriosa, 1808 nucleotides long. Its product is annotated as putative fatty acyl-CoA reductase CG8306. Gene Ontology annotation, molecular function: alcohol-forming very long-chain fatty acyl-CoA reductase (NADP+) activity. Lineage: Eukaryota; Metazoa; Arthropoda; Insecta; Hymenoptera; Apidae. The record is from RefSeq and is a predicted model, not a curated record. Gene Ontology annotation, cellular component: peroxisome. The transcript is spliced from 7 exons. Bases 165 to 1688 code for a protein of 507 amino acids. Gene Ontology annotation, biological process: long-chain fatty-acyl-CoA metabolic process.